AGUUCAUCUGUUAAUUCCUUAGGCGACCCUGGCAACAAUUAGUUUUGUUGUCGCGCACGUAAUAUCAACAUAUAAGUUUCACGAUGAAAACAGCCGUUCUUGGUGGCGGUAUCAGUGGCUUAUCAGCCGGAUAUUAUAUACUACGCAGAUUUGGCAAACCAUUCACAAUUUACGAGGCCUCGCCGCGAGUCGGUGGAUGGAUUCGGUCAGAAUGGCAUAAGAACCAGGGAUUUUUUUUCGAAUCCGGACCACGGACCAUACGGCCCAAAGGAUUGCCGGGUGCCAAUACAUUGGAGCUGGUGGAGGAGCUGCAACUGCCAAUUAAACCGAUACCCAGCAGUCAUGCGUCUGCCAGGAAUCGAAUGCUUUAUGCCAAGAAUCAGAUCUGUAUGCUGCCAAACAGUCCAAGGGGCUUAGUUAGCGUCGUGCCUCCGUUUUCGAAGCCACUGUACAGAGCACUCAUCCACGACUUAACCACAGCCGACAGUGUAGUGGCCAAAAACCAGGAUGAGUCCAUUUACAGCUUCGUGCAAAGAAGAUUUGGUAAUGAGAUAGCCGACUAUGCUAUUAGUCCAAUGAUUUGUGGUAUUUGUGCUGGCGACGCACGGGAGAUAAGUGUACGAUUCCUCAUGGAAUCCAUUUUCGAGCACGAACAAAAGUAUGGCGGCGUUCUAAAGGGUCUUUUGUACUCGCGCUUCAAUGAUAAAUAUAAUGCUCUAAAAGACAAAAUUCAAGUCGAGUCCAACUUAUACAAACGAGCUUGCAAAGAGAAGUGGGCCAUGUAUAGUCUGGAGGAUGGCCUGGAACAACUGCCGCGCAGCCUACGCAAGUAUCUGACAGAGCGCAAUGUGAAUGUCCAGUUAAACAGCAAAUGUCAUAAUCUGCGCUUCAAUGGUGCUGACAAAGCAGUAAUGAGCUUCAAAAAUACAGAUGUGCCAGUUUCGCAUGUGGUCAGCUCACUGCCCGCUUACCAAUUGGCGCAGCUGACGAAGGCGCAGCAUCCAUCGCUGUCGGCUCAACUAUUGAGCAUUCCUUACGUAGAUGUCGUCGUAGUCAACUUACAGUACGACAAUGAUCAAUUGUUGAAGCACAAUGGGUUUGGUCUACUGGUGCCGCCGGUGGAGAAUUUGCCUGUGUUGGGCAUAAUAUUCGACAGCUGCUGCUUCGACAUGGCUGGAAACACGGUGAUCACCGUAAUGAUGGGUGGGCACUGGUUCGAUAAAUGGUUUGGACAGCAACCGCCUCCAAGCCAGAAGGAACUGCGGGACGUGGCGCAGCAGCAAGUGCGCCGCAUACUGGGCAUUAUGGAGGAUCCAAAGUUCAGUCGGGUGCACACCUUGCACAAGUGCAUUCCUCAGUAUACCGUGGGUCACAAGCGACGCGUGCAGGGCAUCAGGGAAUACAUUAAAAGCUAUAAGCUGCCAUUGUCGCUGUGUGGAGCAGCAUACGAUGGCGUAGGCAUCAACGAUGUUAUUUUGUCUGCGCGCAAUCAAGUGGAUAACUUGCUGGAAAUCUAAAAGUAAAUUAGUGGUUACAGGCUUAAGGCUUAUAAGCAAUCUACGUGUAUAUCUGACUGGUGAAUUGUCCAAGCGCCGACCGGCAAUACGAGCAAUGAAGAUACAAUUUUUUUUAGUUUACGAGACUUAAGGCCGGAUUCCAACUCUUACAAAUUUUAAAUUAUAAUUAGUCCGAGAACAAAACGUUCAGCGUAUAUUUCUUCUUUAAGCUCAAUUAAGACAUAAGCCGAGGGCUUUGGCGCUACAGGUAAACUUGUCGCGUUUAAUCAUAAUUUUAGCAAACUGGCUAAUUAUUUUUAUAUACAAUAAUGUAUUUCUAAAUCAUUCAUUUACCAAAUCCACCCAGACACGGGGGACUCUUCUCCGGUUCAUGAUCGGGCUGCCAUUGCUUUGGUGUCUUUGCCUCGAUGGACAGAGCGUGCAUAAACUCGAAUCCCGCUGCCUCAAGCGCUUUCUUUAUUGUAUCGUUAACUAAUCUAUGGCGCUGCAAAAAAUUGGAUUUGCAAAUUACUACAUUAAGACUCAUUUAGAAAGCUCACCUUGAUCAGCGUCAAAUCGUUAAAUUUGUCGGACACAACAAGUACUCGAAAAUGAGAUUCGGCCUGCUUCGGAGUGUUAUGCAUUGGCGAUUCAUUUGAAA
Drosophila nasuta is the source of this 2157-nucleotide messenger RNA. RefSeq names its product protoporphyrinogen oxidase (gene Ppox). Bases 84 to 1517 code for a protein of 477 amino acids. Lineage: Eukaryota; Metazoa; Arthropoda; Insecta; Diptera; Drosophilidae. The transcript has a single exon. Gene Ontology annotation, cellular component: mitochondrial inner membrane. Gene Ontology annotation, molecular function: protoporphyrinogen oxidase activity, oxygen as acceptor. The record is from RefSeq and is a predicted model, not a curated record. Gene Ontology annotation, biological process: heme biosynthetic process.